Diatraea saccharalis (sugarcane borer) is the source of this 336-nucleotide messenger RNA. NCBI's taxonomy places the organism in Eukaryota, Metazoa, Arthropoda, Insecta, Lepidoptera, Crambidae. The record is from the annotation of a GenBank genome assembly.
AUGGACGAGCUGAUGGAACAUAGACUAGGAGAAGAGAUACACAGGCAGAUUCAGGCUGCGGAAGGACUCGUGGAGCUGCGACGGACAGUGGGGAGUCUAAAAUCGGAGCAAAAUGGCCAAGAUCAGGACGCUCUAUUAUCUCCAGAAGAGAGAUCCCAGUUUGUUAAAACCAAGAGAGUUUAUUUCAAUCAUUUUUCAUCCAACUUCGAUGUGAGAAACUGCCAUCAAUCCACGUGCUGUCGUCAGUAUGGCAGGCGCCAUCCCAUACUGCUACAUAUAGAGAGAAUUCCAUCACAUGAAAGCUGUCGCGGCUCCGUUGCCGUCCACAAAGUCUGA